UUGUCAUUGCAUAUCAUUGACUCCCAGUGGAAGUGACAGCUGUCUCCAGACUGUCUUUUCUCUCUGUGCACCCUCCCCAGUGACAGGGGGAUUCAUUUAUGGUGUCACAGAGGGGAGACGCGAGUCUGGGAUUAGCUCAUUAAGACGGACAUCUUUGAUCUGUGGUUAUCUCUCCCAUUUUUCACGGCAACUUGAUCAUGUCCUGGACUCUUCAGCGCAGGGACCAGCACAAGGGCACAGACACACACAAACACAGACACACACGCACACAAACGAGACUGAAACCCCCUAGAGAGCAGGGCCCAACAAAGAUGUGAAGUGUAGAUGUGCAGCAACAGCUAAACGUCGUGUCAGGUUUCUGGGGGCUCGUGCUAAAUUUAACCCUGUGAUCCUGCAGCAGGCACAAGGGUUUAAAUGCCAGCCUACAGUUGCUCCACACCAGUUGUUCUCCACACGUCUUCCACUCAUCACAAACUUAAGCUGUGGACGAAGACAGGCACACACACAUAUACUUAGACACACACGCUCCAGGCACAGGACUGAAGACGACAUACAGUAGAGCAGUUCCACGAGAGGCAGGAGUUUUUGCCCCAAUUCACGCCACUAGUUGUCCAGCAUGGAGCUUUUUGAGACCAACCCGUACUUCUUCCCUGACCAGCGCUUCUACGAAGGAGGGGACAGCUACUUCCCCUCUCGCCUGCCUGGGGCGUAUGACCAAGGUGCUUACCAGGAUAGGAACUCCAUGAUGGGCUUGUGUGGGAGUCUGUCUGGGAAUGUUGGAGUUGGAAUGACAGGGACGGAGGACAAACCUUCCCCGUCCAGCCUAUCACCUCAAUCUGAGGUGCACUGUCCCGGUCAGUGUCUGCCCUGGGCCUGUAAGCUGUGCAAAAGGAAGACGGUCACCAUGGACCGUCGACGGGCAGCCACGCUUAGGGAGAAGAGGCGUCUGAAGAAGGUGAAUGAGGCCUUCGAGGCUCUGAAGAGGAGCACCUUGAUGAAUCCAAAUCAGAGGCUACCCAAGGUGGAGAUCUUGAGAAGCGCCAUCCAGUACAUCGAAAGGCUGCAAGCCCUGGUGUCCUCCCUCAACCAGCAGGACAAUGAGACGGGACAGCAGGGACUGCACUACCGACCCAGCCAGACCCAGCCCAGAGUGUCGUCGUCAAGUGAGCCCAGUUCGGGCAGCACCUGCUGCAGCAGCCCAGAGUGGAGCAGCACUCCCGAGCAGUGCACACAGAGCUACGGCAGCGAGGAUCUUCUGAGUGCUGGGGACUCUCCAGAGCACAGGAACAUGCAGGCCCUGACCUCCAUCGUGGACAGUAUCACUGCAGCGGAUGGAGCUGUGGCUUUUCCUAUGGACAUUCCCAAAUAGACCCUCCACACAGCAGACCCAUGGGUGCAGAAAAUUAAAAAACAACAAUUGGCAAAGCAAGCUGAAGAAUAAUCCUAAAUUCCUAUUCCUAUUUAAUUUAUUUAUUUCCAGCUCAACUGAUCUACGUGUCUUAUGCUAAAGUUUCAAAGUAGGAAUUCAUUUGAAUUGUCACUCUGCUUAAAAAAUGGGUCUGCUAGCUAAACUAAAUUCCUUCUUUUCACAAUGAGGCCUUAUUUCCUUUAUUCCCUGCCUUAUGAAAGGGGUCCAGACCUGUCCGCCAUAGCCCACAGGAGCUCAGCCUGACCACAGAUUAAAGGACUUUGCUGCAUGAACCUUACACCUUGUUACUAGAGUGGGCUUCUGUUGGUCUGUCCUCCAGUCUGAUAGAACCACAUAGGAAUGUUAAGGCAAAGCUUUGUCUUUACUUAAUUUAAGUUUUCCUCUUUUCGAAACCUUUCCCUGAUCUUUCAUUCUUGUUUUGUGUGUGUGUUUUUAUGCUUAAAAAAACAUGAGUUUAUUUGUGGGGCCAAUAUGUACCAUGGCAGUUUUGACCAAGAUCUGCUUAAUUUAAACUGGUUAUGAAUGCUAGUGAUGUAAAUACGUUCCCUUUUUCUACAGAGUGGUUUUGCCAUUUUAUUUUUUAUUUUUUGCUAACUUAUUUUUGACUUUUAUAACUACGAUUGUUGUGUAUCUGUAGAUGUUCCAAAAAGUGCUAUUUCCUGUCAAUUCUUCCAUUAAAGACCAUUUUCAAUA
Messenger RNA from Notolabrus celidotus (New Zealand spotty), 2122 nucleotides. It is a transcript of the gene myog, whose product is annotated as myogenin. Gene Ontology annotation, molecular function: DNA-binding transcription factor activity, RNA polymerase II-specific; RNA polymerase II cis-regulatory region sequence-specific DNA binding; protein dimerization activity. Lineage: Eukaryota; Metazoa; Chordata; Actinopteri; Labriformes; Labridae. The transcript is spliced from 3 exons. The coding region runs from base 617 to 1369 and encodes 250 amino acids. The record is from RefSeq and is a predicted model, not a curated record. Gene Ontology annotation, biological process: positive regulation of myoblast differentiation; positive regulation of transcription by RNA polymerase II; muscle organ development.